CUACCCGGAUCGGAACUUAAACUCCUGGGUGUUGAUUAGUUCAAACCAGAAACGUCGAGGUGCUCCCGAAAUAUGAUGUAAUAUCAAUUCAAACAUGUGUGUACAUAUGCCCAUGAAGGAAACUCCGCCUUGGAUGUGAGUUUUUGGGAGGUCUUCCUAUAUUUAUUCAUCACACCGGACCAGAAGAAGAAAAGGUGACCCGGUAGUCCCGGGUGGUUUCUGCUCUCUAGAGCCGGCUGGUGACCCUUUUGCCGUCGGCAAGAUGACGUGCCGUGACCGGACCCUCGAGUUCCAGUCAGCCUGUAAAUCCCUCCAGGGCAGACCGAAUGGAGUCCAGCCCAGUAAACCGAUUCACAGCGCGCUCAGGCAGCGCAGUGACUUCACAGUUAUGGCCAAGAGAAUUGGAAAAGACUUGAGCAACACAUUUGCCAAACUGGAAAAGCUCACUAUAUUGGCAAAAAGAAAAUCUCUGUUUGACGACAAGGCCGUGGAGAUCGAGGAGCUGACGUACAUCAUUAAACAAGACAUCAACAGUCUAAACAAACAGAUUGCACAGCUGCAGGACUUGGUGAGGUCCCGCGCAGCUCCAGGUGGCCGACACAUCCAAACCCACUCUAACACCAUAGUGGUGUCAUUACAGUCCAAACUGGCCUCAAUGUCCAAUGACUUCAAGUCAGUCCUAGAAGUCAGAACAGAGAACCUGAAGCAGCAGCGCAGCAGGAGAGAGCAGUUCUCACAGCCCCCGGUCUCGUCUUCUCCUCUGAUGGCCAACAACUUCAGGAGCCGCAAAAAAGGGGCCCAGGAGCCGCAUGCAGCUCGUGAGCCGCGCAAUGGUUACCGGGGCAAUACAACCUCAAAUUUAAAAGAGAGCUCGGUCCUGAUGCAGGAUGAGUCCAGGAGUAUGGGCGACGUAGCCAUCGAUAUGGACUCUCAGACCAAUCCCAUGCAACUCCAGCUUAUUGAUGAGCAGGACUCGUACAUCCAGAGCCGUGCAGACACCAUGCAGAACAUCGAGAGCACCAUUGUGGAGCUGGGCUCUAUAUUCCAGCAGCUGGCACACAUGGUCAAGGAGCAAGAGGAGACCAUCCAGAGGAUCGACGCUAACGUGGAGGACACCCAGCUCAACGUGGAGUCCGCCCACACAGAGAUCCUCAAAUACUUCCAGUCAGUCUCCUCCAACCGCUGGCUGAUGAUCAAGAUCUUUCUCGUCCUCGUGGUCUUCUUCAUCAUCUUUGUUGUCUUCUUCGCUUGAAGAAAAGAGAAGCAGCUAAGAGGAGGGGGGGGAAAGCACACGGAAUGAGGGGAAGUGAAACUAAAGCUGGACUAAGACGACGUAUUUGAAGGACAGACUUCACUUUCAAAGUGACACUUUGAUGGAGGCCUGGGAGCCGCUCAGAUUAGCACAGACUAUUCCCAAGCCACGGACUCUUGAUCUUAAUUCGACAAUUCAGUGAAGAAUGAAGAUGUCGAAUUCUGUCCAAAUGAAAGAAUAAAUUAUCUUAAAUUCCCACUUUGUAUAGAGAGAGCGAGAGCAACAAGUUGCUCAGUAUUGUGCUUUGACCAAUUAUUCAUAAACAUUUAAUCAAAAUGGCUAUAAUUUAAUGGUUUGAUUCUGCAAACUGUCUGUCUAACUAUGGUUUUCUUGUUUACCCCAUGUCAUCGAUUAUGAUGAUUAUCUUAAUGAUCAUAAUUAUCUUAAUGAUCAUAUUAUUUUAAAGCCAAACCACAGAGCUGGAGUUCAUCCUCAGAUCAUUUUGCUUCUUUACGUACCCAUUAUUGAAGAGCAUGCUGUGCCCCGUCUUUAUCAACAAUUCAUCACUUAAUUAUAUCUUUUUUAUUUCUGUUAUGUUUUCAAACUUUAUUUGCCAAAUGGGUACACGUAUAGAACUGUGACACAGUACCAAGACACUUAUUGUGCAUUUCGUGUCCUGAAGGCACAAGAGGUUACAGUUGCAGACGGCUGAAGGGACUUCCUCUGGUGUCAUUCGGAUACAAGCUCUACGAAAUCACAAGAUGUGUCACGAGACUGUUUCAUAUGAAACGGUUUGGUUGUUGGCCUUCAGGCGGGUUGAAAAAGUUUAAACAUUGCACGUUAAAUGCUGCGGAAAGAUUUCAGCACAUGAGUGAAGUACCCGAAGGGUCCAGGUCUGACAUCAGAGCUUAUGAAGGGGUUCGGCUGGCUGUGAAGGCUCUAAUGAAGUGACUCAAUCAGCCAGAUGCCCUGGAAGUGUCUGUUUGGAUGCCACUGUUGUAGUUGCUUCCCCUCUUAAUCUUUCUGAACGUAUCGGAUGUUACUAUAAAUGACCAGA
Anarrhichthys ocellatus (wolf-eel) is the source of this 2309-nucleotide messenger RNA. RefSeq names its product syntaxin 5A (gene stx5a). Gene Ontology annotation, biological process: intracellular protein transport; vesicle fusion; endoplasmic reticulum to Golgi vesicle-mediated transport. Gene Ontology annotation, molecular function: SNAP receptor activity; SNARE binding. The transcript is spliced from 12 exons. The record is from RefSeq and is a predicted model, not a curated record. Gene Ontology annotation, cellular component: endomembrane system; SNARE complex; Golgi membrane. Lineage: Eukaryota; Metazoa; Chordata; Actinopteri; Perciformes; Anarhichadidae. Bases 263 to 1252 code for a protein of 329 amino acids.